This is a messenger RNA of Spodoptera exigua (beet armyworm), 433 nucleotides long. Lineage: Eukaryota; Metazoa; Arthropoda; Insecta; Lepidoptera; Noctuidae. The record is from the annotation of a GenBank genome assembly.
AGGAUCUCUAAUGAAAUGUUAAACCAGAACUUAAUGUUAGUGUUAUUUAAAAAUAGCUCCAAUGCCCCACCGAAUAAUUGCAGUCGGGUGAACAAAACAAAUGACUGGGAUUUGAAUGCACGUCUCGUAUACUGCCACACUUCUCUUGCUAAUGUCGGUCAAAAUACAAAAUAUUUUUGGCAGCAGAGUGAGCAACAAGGCCACGUCCCUAGUAAGGGGAAAAGCGGACUCUUCAUUUAUUGCAUGGAAAUAAAUAAGUUUUUUUUGUCACAACCCACACAGCCCCCAAUUAAAAAGAAAAUACAAUCGCGAUAUAUUUUCUGGGUCAGCUUGUAUGGUAAUGCACAUCAUUCGGUGGGAUCUUAGAAGAAAAUAAGGCUCACAGGCCACAAACUCACACCAUUUCUCAUAAAAAAAAACUUAAUGUAAAAUU